GUAUGUACAAUACAUGACUCGGUUUUUAUACGAAGUAAAGCUCUCAGUAUGGCCAUAAAAUAGGUCUGGUUCGAGGUGACUGAGCUCAAUCAUAAUUCGAAACACGUCGCCCAAACAUAAGAUUCGCAGCCAUGAGUGACUCGCUCAGAUCUGCUCUGCAGUCCGCCGUUCCUGAAGACGGCACCCGCGACUCGCUCAUAAGCUCCGUCAUUCCCCUGUUGCUGGGCGGUAUAGCCGAAGUGUCCAAGGCUCUCCGUGAAUCACACCAUGUCUCGGCUGUCGGGACUGCCAACUCGUUUGGCGAUAACCAACUCAAUGUCGAUGUGAGAGCCGAGGAACUGCUACGCAAAGUCAUAUCGCGCUGUCCUUUCAUAGCAACCACCAGCAGCGAAGAAGAUCCCGUGCAGCGCCCUGUCAACCCCAAGACGGGACACUACUGCGUCGCGUUCGAUCCCUUGGACGGCAGCUCCAUCAUCUCGGCCAACUGGACGGUCGGCACGAUUGUCUCCAUCUGGGACGGGCCUUCGGCACUGGGCCAGGACCCCGCACACAAGCAAGUCGGCGCCAUCCUGGGCGUGUACGGCCCGCGCGCAACCGCCAUCGUAGCCGUUCGCAUUCCAGGAUCAGGAAGAAGCUGUUGUUUCGAGGCCGCCCUGGACGACAAGGGCUGGAUGGCCAAGUGGCGCGUCACGCACCCUAACCUGACCCUCUCGCCCUCGACCUCCUACUUCUCCCCGGCCAACCUGCGCGCUGCCUCGCAGGACUCGCGCUACAUGUCUCUCGUCACGGGCUACAUCUCCCGGCAGUACACGCUGCGCUACGCGGGCGGGCUGGUGCCCGACGUCGUCCACAUGCUGAUCCAGGGGCAGGGCGUGUACCUCUCGCCCGUGGACCGGAAUCAGGACAGCAGCAAAGCCAAGCUCAGGAGGCUGUAUGAGCUGUGUCCGCUGGCGCUGGUGGUGGAGUGUGCUGGCGGGCGGGCGGUCGACCCCAGUACUGGGCAGCGCAUUCUCGAGCGCGCGGUGGAGAGUUGCGAUGAGAAGGGCGGUGUUGUGUUGGGGAGUGCAUCGGAAGUGCAGGAGGCCGUGGCCGUGUUGACGGGGUCGUCAGGCAAGUGUUGAAUUGGUUUGUCCCUUUAUUAUGUACGAAUCACCUCACUGCCCGUGUUUCGUAGUCGGCAGCACCCGACGGCGUCCAGUUGAAGCGUGAUGAUGGUAAGGUACUAGAUACUACUAGUAACGUAAGAAUGAUUGGGGAACGGUUAGUUACCGUCGGUAACUUACUCGGCCAAGCCAAGCCAAGCCAAGCCGGCUCGAACUCGAUGGGGCCGAGCCCCACAAUGACAUUGCACAAUAAAUACAGUACAUACAUA
Messenger RNA from Chaetomium strumarium, 1372 nucleotides. Its product is annotated as sedoheptulose-1,7-bisphosphatase. Gene Ontology annotation, biological process: fructose 1,6-bisphosphate metabolic process; sucrose biosynthetic process; fructose 6-phosphate metabolic process. Gene Ontology annotation, molecular function: fructose 1,6-bisphosphate 1-phosphatase activity. Gene Ontology annotation, cellular component: cytoplasm. The transcript has 2 exons. The record is from RefSeq and is a predicted model, not a curated record. Lineage: Eukaryota; Fungi; Ascomycota; Sordariomycetes; Sordariales; Chaetomiaceae. The coding region runs from base 132 to 1121 and encodes 329 amino acids.